CGACCAAAACCACCAUAAGGACACAACAAAAACCAUUUCGUCUACUUAAGUGCCCCCCAACACCAUGGCUGCUGCCGCCGCCGCAACCUCCUCCUACUUCUUUGGGACCCGCAUUUCCGACCCGAAUCCGAGCCUCGGGCGUUUCCAAGCCCUGUUCGGCUUCAAAGCCAAGAAAUCACCUCCCCGGAAGCCCGCCCCGAAAAGGCCGGAUGGGGAAAGGCUGGUCUGGUACCCGAGGGCCGAGCCGCCGGAGUGGCUCGACGGGACCAUGGUAGGGGACCGGGGCUUCGACCCCUUGGGGCUGGGGAAGCCAGCGGAGUACCUACAGUUCGAGCUGGACUCGCUGGACCAGAACCUGGCCAAGAACUUGGCUGGGGACGUGAUCGGGGUGAGGGUCGAUCCGACCGACGUGAAGCCGACCCCGUUCCAGCCGUACAGCGAGGUGUUUGGGCUGCAGCGUUUCCGGGAGUGCGAGCUCAUCCACGGGCGGUGGGCGAUGCUGGGCACGCUCGGCGCGAUCGCUGUGGAGGCGCUCACAGGGGUUGCAUGGCAAGAUGCCGGCAAGGUGGAGCUCGUGGAGGGAUCGUCCUACCUGGGCCUUCCGCUGCCGUUCUCGCUAACAACAUUGAUAUGGAUUGAGGUGAUAGUGAUGGGGUACAUCGAGAUCCAGAGGAACGCGGAGCUCGACCCGGAGAAGCGGCUCUACCCGGGUGGAUACUUCGACCCACUCAGCCUCGCCUCGGACCCGGAGAAGAGGGAGAAUUUCCAGCUGGCCGAGAUCAAGCACGCCCGCCUCGCCAUGGUCGCCUUCCUCAUUUUCGGCCUCGAGGCCGCCUUCACCGGCAAAGGCCCGAUCGCCUUCGUCGCCACCUUCAACAAAUGAGCCCACUCAACCUCGUACUCCACACGCACCCCGCUGCCCUUAAUUGAGCCCAACCCUCGUGUCGUUCCUUUGGCUUUCUUUUUGGGUACGAUGAUCAAGUUGUAAAAUGAAAAUGACUAUCAUGUUGUCCCGACUUAGUUGGACAUGUUAUGAGGUGGUUAAUACCUGCUUAAUUAUUUUAAUAAUCUUAUCAGUAGGUGGAUUAGAUAGAAUAAGAUACAUUGCCUUGCUUUCCACGCAGUCAACUCCGGCAAACAGCCGCUUGAAAAAGUGUGCUUCUGGGCUGUAAAAACUUGUCUCGACCUUUAUCUAAUUCAAUCUAAUCCCACUACUAAUCAUUCAA
This is a messenger RNA of Rhodamnia argentea, 1226 nucleotides long. Its product is annotated as chlorophyll a-b binding protein CP29.3, chloroplastic-like. The transcript has 2 exons. Bases 65 to 883 code for a protein of 272 amino acids. NCBI's taxonomy places the organism in Eukaryota, Viridiplantae, Streptophyta, Magnoliopsida, Myrtales, Myrtaceae. The record is from RefSeq and is a predicted model, not a curated record. Gene Ontology annotation, biological process: photosynthesis, light harvesting in photosystem I; response to light stimulus. Gene Ontology annotation, cellular component: chloroplast thylakoid membrane; plastoglobule; chloroplast envelope.